ACCCUCUUUCUAUCUUCACUUUCUCUCUUCUCUCUCUCUCCAGCAAAAAAGAAAACAGAGUUUCACAAUGUGCGACUCAGAUUAUCUCUCUCGCUGUUCCUCAUACGAGGCAGACGUCGAUUCAGACUCCGACGUCUCGAGCACCAGCUCGUACAGCGUAUCCGAGGAAGAGAUAGACAAUGGCUUUGAUGGUGAGUCGAUGAAGAAGACCAAGAAGCUGGAGAAGAAGAAGAGCAAUGUGUUGCUUGAAGGUUACGUUGUAGAUGAUUUGAAGAGGACCAAGAGUUUAACAGACGAUGAUCUCGAGGAGCUUAAAGGCUGUGUAGAUCUAGGCUUUGGGUUCAACUACGAGGAGAUACCUGAGCUUUGUAAUACUUUACCAGCUCUCGAGCUUUGUUACUCGAUGAGUCAGAAGUUUAUGGAUCAAGAUCAUUCGCCUGAGAAGAAAACGCCGAUGAUGCUUGAGUCUCACGUUAGUCCUAUUGCUAGCUGGAAGAUCUCUAGUCCUGGGGACAAUCCUGAUGAUGUCAAAGCAAGGUUGAAGUUUUGGGCACAAGCUGUGGCAUGCACUGUGAGAUUAUGCACUUGAGAAGAUGAAGAUUUGGAUUUGAAGCAAUCAAAGCUUUAAUGCAGCAGGAGUGAUAUCUCUUUAUAUGCUGUUCUGUUCCAGCUUUUAGGAGACUGACCUGCUUGAAACACCCCAUUUGUUGUAUGAGUUGUGUAUGCUCAAUGCUUAAUUGCCAAGGAAAGAUUUUGCUAGGAAAAUUUGUUGUAAUGCAUUUAUAUAAGAUCAAAUAAAAUAAAAAAAUUCUUUUGUUGAA
Brassica oleracea var. oleracea is the source of this 821-nucleotide messenger RNA. RefSeq lists its product as uncharacterized. The transcript is spliced from 3 exons. The record is from RefSeq and is a predicted model, not a curated record. Lineage: Eukaryota; Viridiplantae; Streptophyta; Magnoliopsida; Brassicales; Brassicaceae. The coding region runs from base 68 to 589 and encodes 173 amino acids.